CUUGUCCACGAACAUGAUCAUUCCUCUAUCUGAAGAGAAAGACAGCACAAACAAACAAGAUGGUUCGAUGGAGGGGACGUCGGUGCCCGAUGCUAACUUGACGUCUAUUGUGAUGCAAAUUAUUGUGCGGAGGGAUCUAAUGGAUGUCGAAAAAUGGGGAGUUGGUCCUCUAAUUGCGCAAGGCGCACAUGCGGCUACAGCGGUGUUGUAUGAGUCGCGAGAUUCCGCUGAAACCCAGUUGUACUUGGCUGAUCUUCAUAACAUGAGAAAGGUAGUUCUACAGACACCAGAUGCGGACACACUCAACAAGCUGCACAACCUGCUCUCAAGUGCAACCCCCCCAGUUCCACACCACAUGUGGCUGGAGCAGCCCGAAAAUACGCCUACCUGUAUCGCGCUUGCACCGAACAGAAGAAGUAGCGCGAUCAAGAAAGCUUUGGAUAAAGCCAAAUGCGGAUUGUGGCAAGGAUAGGUUAUGCACAUACCUCGAUUACGUACACCCACGCAUCUCAUCCUUCUUAUGGAAACGAUGGCGACGGUCGUCCAGGUUGAUUUAUUAGAAGAUGUGUUAUCACGUGGAGGUCUUCCCAUUCUGUUGGAGACAGUCUGCCUCGUGCGUGCAGAACAAAGCGCGUUUCAAGAUGUACAGUAGCAAAGUCAUAGUGCCAGAGGGGGGUUUGAGAUCUGCUGGCGGCGCUGGGAAAAUCCAAUAAAGCACAUGUGCAAUGUUGAA
Messenger RNA from Dacryopinax primogenitus, 733 nucleotides. Its product is annotated as peptidyl-tRNA hydrolase II. Bases 14 to 472 code for a protein of 152 amino acids. The transcript has 5 exons. Lineage: Eukaryota; Fungi; Basidiomycota; Dacrymycetes; Dacrymycetales; Dacrymycetaceae. The record is from RefSeq and is a predicted model, not a curated record. Gene Ontology annotation, molecular function: peptidyl-tRNA hydrolase activity.